GUCGUGUCUUUUUGUAUUUCAGUGCUCUGUUUAUUACUGCGAUGUGUGAGGUGAUAUGCUCACAUUUUAUGUUCAAUAGGGUAAUUAGAGAACUAGUAAGCUAAUAUUAGCUGCUAGGUUAGAUAGCACCACGUAGCUAACGGACGAUGGCGCCCCGCUUACAGCUGGAGAAAGCGGCUUGGCGUUGGGUGGAAACGGUGAAACCAGAAGAAAUAAGACCGGAGCAUAUCGAGCUAGCAUAUCGCGUCAAUCUUCCGGCCUGCAAGAGAGGAACCUGCAGGAGGAAUUGCAAAGGAAAUCCCAACUGUCUUGUGGGUAUUGGUGAACAGGCUUGGCUUGGGGAUAUCGAUGAAAAUGCUUUCCACAAUAUUGACGACCCAAACUCAGAGCGUCGUGACAAGAACACAUUUGUUGGCUUGACCAACCUGGGUGCAACAUGUUACGUCAACACAUUCCUACAAGUGUGGUUCCACAACCUGGAGCUGCGUAGGAGCCUCUAUCAGUGCCACAAUUCCCGAGCGGAGGAACACGAUGCUGAGUCUGAGUACGAGCCUCAGUCCAUCUGUGAGCACCUGCAGUAUCUUUUUGCCCUCCUACAGAACAGCAACAGAAAAUACAUCGACCCAACAGGACUGGUCAAAGCGCUGGGCCUGGACACCGGGCAGCAGCAGGAUGCCCAAGAGUUUUCAAAGCUCUUCUUGUCUCUGCUGGAGGACACGCUGUCCAAGCAGAAGAACCCUCACCUGCAGAAUGUCAUCCAGCGACAGUUCUGUGGACAGUUCUCCUACGUCACUGUCUGUAACGAGUGUGGACGAUCAUCUGCACUGCCGUCCCGAUUCUACGAGCUGGAGCUGAACAUCCAGGGCAACAAGAACCUCACCGAGUGUGUCACAGAGUUCCUGAAGGAGGAGAAGUUGGAUGGGGAGAACCGCUACUUCUGUGAGAGCUGUCAGACUAAGCAGUGUGCGACGCGCAGGAUCAGACUGCACAGCAUUCCUCCCACCCUCAACCUGCAGCUCAUGCGCUUUGUCUUCGACAGGCAAACGGGCCACAAGAAGAAGCUCAACACCUUCAUCAGUUUUCCAGAGCAGCUGGACAUGGGGCCUUUUUUAGAAGGAAAAGCAGACCACAAGUGUGUUUAUGAACUGAGUGCGGUUCUGAUCCAUCGUGGCAUCAGUGCCUAUUCGGGCCACUACAUCGCCCACGUGAAGGACGCUCGGACAGGCGACUGGUACAAGUUCAACGACGAGGAGAUUGAGAAGAUGGAAGGCAAGAAGCUGCAGCUCGGCACUGAGGAGGACAUUGCUGAGACAGUGAAGUCCCAGACACGAAAGCCAAAGUGCAGUAAAGGCUACCACUGCUCCCGAAACGCCUACAUGCUGGUGUACAAGGUCCAGGAAGAGGAGAACACAGAUCCCUCCUGGACCAACGUCGAGGUGCCAGCCUUCCUUCAGAGGUUGGUGGACCAAGACAACCACAAGUUUGAGGAGUGGUGCAACGAGAUGGCCGACAUGAGGAAACAGAGCGUUGAUAAGGGCAAAGCCAAGCAUGAGGAGGUGAAAGAGCUCUACGAGCUUUUACCCGCAAAAGACGGCGAGCCGUAUGAGUUCAUCCCUCUGGAGUGGUUGAAGAAGUGGCUCGAGGACUCCACUGCCACAAAGGAGAUCGACAACUCCCUCUUUCUCUGUUGUCAUGGCAAACUGCACCCAGACAGGGUGGCAGACUCCAAGAGGGUUUCCCUCCAAGCCGCUCAGCUCCUGUACGAGCGCUACGGGGGAGGGCCGAGGAUGGACGGCUCGUCUCUGUGUAGAGAGUGUGUUGGCCAGCGGUGCAGAGUGCUGCGGCUGAAGAACCAGCUCAACGAAGACUACAAGGAAGUGACCAACCUGGUGAAACGCACGCUCAGUGGUGAGGGUUACUGGGUGGGCAAAGCAUCCCUGCGUAGCUGGAGGCAGUUGGCUUUAGAACAACUGGAGGAGGACGAGCACGAAACCAAACACAGCAAUGGGCAGACCAACGGACAGGGACCACACAAAGAGUUUGGCUCUGAGCUGUCGGGAGGGGCAACGGGGGACGAGAUGAAGACGUUCAAUGAAGAUAUUGUCUGCUGUCACGGAGCUCUGAGUAUUUUGGAGACUGAAAGAAAGCUGGUAUCUUCCGAAGUUUGGACCAAGCUGAGGGAAUAUUUCCCCAAAGCCCCAGAAUUCACCCAAAUCCAGGAGUCGUGUCAGCAGUGCCUGACAUUAGAGCAGGAAGAGAAGGACAAUGAGGCGGUGAGUAAGAUGAUGGCCUUGGACCAGAAGAACCAGCUGCUCAACCUCUUCAAUGAGAAGAACCGGCCGACACUCAACAAGUGGCCUGAGGAUACAGACGUACUUUACAUCGUCCCCCUGUUUUUUGUGGAUGAGUGGAGAAAAUUCAUCAGGAGGCCCACUAAAUCCUCUCCGGUGUCUAACGUGGGAAACACUCUGCUGCUGUGUCCCCACGGAGGGUUCAUGUUCACCUACGACUCGCUCAUCAACGGAGAUGGACAACAUGUAGCUCUGCUGUGGCCCAGCGAAUGGGAAGUGAUCAGCAGGCUCUUCAUCGUGGACCAGGCGAUCUCCAUCCACUGCUUCAGAGAGACCUCACUGAGUGACGCCACCACGCAGUACACCACUCAGCCCGACAUCUGUUGGGAGUGCAGAGAGAGCUUCCUCUUCCAGCAGCAGAGGGACCUCCGAGAGUACACCCAAGCCACCAUCUACAUUCGCAAAGUCAUCGAAGACCAGAGGAUGAUGAAGGAGGCGGCUCCAGAGCUCAACGCCAGCAGCUCGGAGGCGGAGGAGGACAAGGAAGAAGUUCCAAAGGUGGAUGGAGAGACAGACUUGGACUUCAGUCAGUCCCAAGAUGGUGCGAAGCGACUCAAGCUGAGCGACGACGGCACAGCAGCCUCGGCUCCUGCAACCAACAUGACCAAGCUGGGGGGCAUCAGGAGGAGCACCCGGCACAGGAAACUCCGAGGGGAGAAAGCCCUCAUCGUGUCAGCUAAUCAGACCCUGAAAGAGCUGAAAAUACAGAUUAUGCACGCCUUCUCCGUGGCCCCGUUUGACCAGAACCUCUCCAUCGAUGGAAAGAGUCUGACGGACGACUCGGCCACACUGGGUAGUCUGGGCGUCAUCCCCGAAAGCAUAAUCUGUCUAAAGGCCGAUGAGCCGAUAGCAGACUACGCUGCAAUGGACGAUGUCUAUCAGGUGAGAAUGCCGGAAGAGGGAUUUAAAGGCACUGGGCUUCUCGGGCACUGAGGAAAGCUUGGAUUGGACAGAUGAAAUUUUAAAAAAAUGAUGGCUUGAAUUUGUCAAGUGUGCAUAUAUCAAUAGGUUCUUUAAUUUGUUUGUUUUUUUACGUUUUGAGUAGGCUUUCUUUAAUAAAACUGUGACUAUGUUGCAAAGCCGCAUUCUUUCUCUACAUACGGUUAGCUGGUCUUUGAUAUUUAAAACUCGUAAUCAUUCUGAAGGACUGUGGUCGUGGAUCUGAUGCAUUUUGAAUCUUGGCUUCAGUCUACUGUUACUCCGGGAAACAGGCUUUGUUUUUUGAUUUUUUUUUUUUAAAUUAUGGCAGAUGACAAAUUGGCGAUGUUUUUUCUUUCCAUUAUGUGGAAGCUGUGUUCUCAUUGCAAAGGUUUGGGUUUUGUCACAAGAAUGCACGAGUAACUGUUAACUAUUAAAAAUUGUAACUGCUCUUAAAAGUUAGAACAUUUAUUACCUCUACAGCAAAUCUAUAUCCAUAUACUCCGUAUGUUAGAGAUACAUAGCCACACAGUAUGUAUCGAGGCUGAUACCUGGAAGUGAGAAACAGAAGGCAAGCAGUGAUACGUCUUGUUCUUUUCACUGUUAUUUCUUAUGGACAAUAAAGUUAUUUUCAAAGCAC
This is a messenger RNA of Gasterosteus aculeatus aculeatus (three-spined stickleback), 3909 nucleotides long. RefSeq names its product ubiquitin specific peptidase 48 (gene usp48). Gene Ontology annotation, molecular function: cysteine-type endopeptidase activity; protein binding; cysteine-type deubiquitinase activity. The record is from RefSeq and is a predicted model, not a curated record. Gene Ontology annotation, biological process: protein deubiquitination. Gene Ontology annotation, cellular component: nucleus; cytosol. Lineage: Eukaryota; Metazoa; Chordata; Actinopteri; Perciformes; Gasterosteidae.